GGGGCUUCUCUUGGAAGGAAAGGUAGCCACAAAACGCCCCUAUUUCGCAUCGCGUCGUCUUCCCUGACCGCACUGCAUCGCCCUAUCAGCAAAUAUCGUCGUGCAUGGCCGACAGAUCCCGCGGCAAGAGGCAGCGUCUCCUGGAGUGUCGCCCUUCGCCGAGGGAGAGCUCUGCUGCUGAUACGGAUGAUGAUUCGCCGUAUGAGUUGCCCAGCGCCGCCCCAUGCGACUCACUGAGUGGCUUGCCGGCACCACUGGUGCAUUCGGUUGGCUCCCUUCUGGACGACAGGUCGCUCGGGCGGUUCCUGAAGGUGUGCAGGGAGAUCAGCAGCUUGUUCACUGGCACUCAGGUGAGAACGAAAGAAAUAAAGACACACACACAGACAGGCAGAAAACAUACAAGUCAUUUUGGCUUCUGCAUUUGUCUGUCUCUUCUCAGGGUGAGUUCUUCUGGCGUCAUCGGUGCAUCCACACCUGGCGUCCUCAUCCCGCCCUCGCCCCACUAUUCACCCACACGCCCCUCGCCCUCCCCCCAGCCCUCACAUGGCAAUCCUUCUAUGCGUCGAGGCGCAGCCUAUUUCGCUCUCUGACCAUUCGUCUGGUCGGCUUCUCAGCUGCAGAUGAGAGGGCGCUUCGAGCCCUUAUAUCCAGCUGUGGAGGGCGGUGUGUUGGUGCUGGCGGUGAGACGGCCAGUCGAAGGCGGCGGGAUGAGUGUGUGACGCAUGUGGUGGUGAGGCGGUGUGUGAGUGCGGGCGAGAGGGGGCAGAUCUUGACGGACAGGCCCUGUCUGGUGGAGCAGUGGCUGGUGGACUCCUUUCAUCAGGGUGGGUAGAUGGGGCAGAGAGGCAGCCCGACAGCUGGGGAUGCAAGACGCAAAGAUGGUUGGUGUCGGUGUACGUAUGUGUAUGGGAUUUGCAGGCCGUGUCCAGCCGAGGCAUCAUCUCUCGUGUCCGGCCAAGUACUCGCGGUGGCAGGUGUGUGUGUGAACAUGGUCAGAGAGUCAGAGUGGAGAUGCGCAUCAGCCAAGCUCUGCCGUGCCUCUCGUGCAGUGCCCCGGCCAGUGUGCGAGUCCGCGUUCGACCGACACUGCCCCCCCUGCCCUCUCGGCCCCCAUCCCCGAAACGUGCUACGCAUUGCCGUUGUUCCACAACUUCGUCUUCUGCACCACCGGGCUGACCACAGCAGACAGGUGAGCAACUGGGAGGCAUGCUCUCGUGUGUCGUCAUCCACCCACCCAUCCAUCCAUGGUAUGCAGGCGGCUUCUCGCAUCGACGGUGCAGCGUCACGGCGCGCGGUACUGUCAGACCCUGAGGAUACACAUGGGGGAUGACCCACAGGUAUGUGUGUGUGUCGACCACCACACACACUCACCCUUUCACUCGCCCGUUUAUGUCUCUCACGCCUGUGUCAGCGGCAGACCACUCAUCUCGUCGUUGCCGGCACGCCAGACACCAAGGUAGAUGCGAUGCGGUGCACAUGGUGUCCCCUUUGACAGUGGCAGAUGGCCAUACCGUCUCCCUGUCUCUGUGAGUGUGCAGAAGGUCACGGCCGGGCGGACCGACCCCAAUCUCUUCAUCGUCACGCCACAAUUCGUGAGCAGAGUGGGGCACCUGUGUGUGUAUGCCCUUCUGCACGUGGCUGAGCUGCCUGCGUGUGUGCAGGUGCAUUUGUGCGUCAAGAACCAAGAUCUGCUGUCUGAGUGGUUCUUUGCUGUCGGCACAGCCAGAUAAGGGCGGGUGUGUGGGUGUCUGUCGGGCGUGUUGCGUUCUUGUCGUGGUGGUGCGCAGACGCUUCGUCAAUGACGACAGAUAUCGCAUGUCGUGUCUCGUGUCUAUAUGUCCCGUCCGUUCCUGUUCUUUCG
This is a messenger RNA of Vitrella brassicaformis, 1861 nucleotides long. NCBI's taxonomy places the organism in Eukaryota, Vitrellaceae. The record is from the annotation of a GenBank genome assembly.